AUGCCGGGAAUCCCGGGGACCGGGCACCCGCCGGGCUUCGAACUCACACAGUCACAGGGGAAUGAGAAGCUGCAGUGUUCAAACCAUGAUGCAACACAUAUGCUUGUUCUCUCCCCUGAUGGGGAGCUUUCUGAACAGUGGGCUACAGCUUCAUCUAGCUGCUGUAAGACAAGGCUGGUGAGAGAGCUAAGACACCAAGACAUUGUUCAAAUAUCAUGUGGGGACCAGCACGCCAUGGCGCUCUCCAGAGGAGGUGAACUCUUCACAUGGGGCAAGAACGCUCACGGACAGCUCGGUGUGGGGAGCCUCACUGCGUCCAUCCCUCAGCCACACCUGGUGAAAAGACUAAAGGGUAUCCCACUUGCUCAUAUUGCUGCUGGAGGAGCUCACAGCGCCGUCGUGUCACUCUCUGGAGCUGUGUACUCCUGGGGGAAGAAUGGUUUUGGACAGCUGGGACUUGGAGACACAGAAGACAGAGACUGCCCAGCCUAUGUUAGAGCGUUAGAGCACUGGAAGACUGUAUUUAUUGCAUGUGGGGCAGAUCAUACUGCAGUUCUCUCCAAGGAGGGGCUGGUGUGCACCUUUGGAGCAGGAGGGGCUGGUCAGCUUGGUCACAACUCUACCCAGAAUGAACUUGUGCCUCGUGUGGUGGCAGAGCUGUGGGGAGCAAGAGUUUCACAGGUUGCCUGCGGCAGUCAGCAGACACUGGUCUAUGUCCCCUCCUUGGACAAAGUCUAUUCAUUUGGCUCUGGUGAAGAAGGACAGCUGGGAGAUGGGAGAAAGCCUCAUCAGUUGAUACCACUUCCCAUCACUUCACCAGCGAAUAUUGAAAAAUUGUGUCAGGAAAAUAGCACAUCACAAAAGGUUACUGGAAGUAUUACAAGAGGAAUCCAAAGUAGUGUUCUUCGCAAAAUGAUCAAGAAUUCCUAUUUGAAGGAAAUUGCCACUCUGAAGGAUAAAGAUGUGGAUGCAUGGAUUUCUAAUUCCAGUUUGCAACAUUGGGAGCUUAUAAAACAGAAUAUCAGACUGAUCUUUUCAUCUGAGGCUUGCAUCAACGGAAGCUUCCUGGGGAAAAGUGACAAACACUUCAAAACUUCCAAAGAAUUCUCAGGUGUAGACAUGUCAGAAGUGCAACAAUUUUAUGAGAAGAUCAGGAAGAAGCCAGAAGUCCUCCAGGAGGUGCAAAAGGAGAUUAAGAAGUUACUGCUGUCAUUGUCUUCCUCUCCCAUCUCACCUGAAAAUUUUAGACUCUACUUGAUCUUGCCUUUCCUUCUGCGGGGCAAUGAUGACAGCUCUUUCCAUUCUCUCAGCCUGCUAGCACAAGCCAUCACGAGGCUUCAGCCAAAGGCCCUGCAAACUCUUGAACACCUGUUGUCAAAUCUAGAAACACCCUUUUUCAGGGGGCUGGUCUUUCUGUAUCAGAGAGUUUCCCAGAAAAACGUGUCAGAAUUUGUCACGGAUAUUGUCCAAAGAGGCAUGGAUUAUCUAAUAAGCCCCUAUGACGGGAACUCACGUGAACCAGAAACUCUGCAAAUACUGCAAAUUCUUUACCAGGUGAACUCCAGAGCUGGUUUCAGAGUACUAGCAAAAAACUUCUACGUGCCUCAAGUGAAAGAAGCUAUAGUAAAUCAUAUGAAUUUCUGUGCAAACACACCCCUAUGGAAUCUGACCAAGUAUCCAUGCAUCUUUAGCAUGGAAGACAAGCUCUUAGUUUAUGACAUUGAAAGCAAGACUACAGCUGUCCAUUUGGGUCCUGUAGUCUUAAGAACGAUAGCCUGGGAACAGUGGCUUUUUCCAGUCCGAAGACAGUACCUUCUGCAAGACCUAUGGAACAAUUUAAAUAGUGCCUCAACCCAGCAAUUCAGGAGCAUCUUAAAGGCCGCCGGCCGCGGGGACAUCUUCUGCCGGGUCGGGACGCUGUGCGGAAUGGCCCUGUACAACUCCUGCCUGGUGCCCUUCCCCUUCCCCGCCGCUCUCUACAAGAAGCUGCUGGGCCUUGCGCCGGCCCUGCAGGACCUCGAGGAGCUGUGGCCGCCGGUCGGUCGGAAUCUUCAGGCAAUUUUGGAUGAAGAAGAUGAUCGUAUCUUUGAGAGCCUGGAAAUGGACUUCACAAUAAUGGAAGAAGGAGAUUCCAUGGUUGCUGUUGAACUUAAAGAAAAUGGUGCCAGCAUCCCUGUCACUAAGGAUAACAGGAAAGAAUAUGUUGACUUGUAUGUGAAUUAUGUGUUCAAUGAAUCAAUACGGAAGCCAUUUGAGGACUUUAUGCAAGGGUUUUUAAGAGGCUGCCCAGCUGAAAAGUGGAAGAUGUUUCUCCCUGCAGAGCUCCAGAUUGUUCUCCAGGGACAGACAAAGUUUGACUGGCAUCUGCUGGAAAAGAAUGUGAUAUACAGUCAUUACCAACCAUCAGAUGAAACCAUCAGGAAUUUUUGGACUGUGUUUCACAAACUCUCAGAAGACAAAAAGAAAAAGUUUCUUGCUUUUUUGUCAGGAUCUGAUCGAAUCUCUGCUUAUAAACUGGAACGUUUUACAUUUUCUAUUGUAGAUCCUCAAGUAGCAAAUCCAGAUGAGAUAUAUCCUUAUGCUAAUACCUGCAGCCUCAUUUUGUUCCUCCCUAGAUACAGCCGAAAAGGAAUACUCAAGAAAAUGCUGCUCUGUUCCAUAGAGCAUGAUGAAAUGUUUGGUUUGCUCUAA
Molecule: messenger RNA, 2691 nt
Organism: Chaetura pelagica (chimney swift)
Lineage: Eukaryota; Metazoa; Chordata; Aves; Apodiformes; Apodidae
Product: probable E3 ubiquitin-protein ligase HERC3
Exons: 22
Coding region: 1-2691 (896 amino acids)
Biological process (GO): protein ubiquitination; ubiquitin-dependent protein catabolic process
Molecular function (GO): ubiquitin protein ligase activity
Source: RefSeq, a predicted model, not a curated record